This is a messenger RNA of Pecten maximus, 2466 nucleotides long. RefSeq names its product hepatic leukemia factor-like. Gene Ontology annotation, cellular component: nucleus. NCBI's taxonomy places the organism in Eukaryota, Metazoa, Mollusca, Bivalvia, Pectinida, Pectinidae. Gene Ontology annotation, molecular function: RNA polymerase II cis-regulatory region sequence-specific DNA binding; DNA-binding transcription factor activity, RNA polymerase II-specific. Bases 144 to 881 code for a protein of 245 amino acids. The record is from RefSeq and is a predicted model, not a curated record. Gene Ontology annotation, biological process: regulation of transcription by RNA polymerase II. The transcript has 2 exons.
CGUAUAAGCGUUGGUCAUUGGCUGGUGUAAUUCAUUUAGCGUUUGGUCAGAGUUGAGCAAGGAGCGUGUAGCGAUAGUGUGGAUCUGUAUCUUAUACACUGUGUGGAACCUUAUCACGGAAUAUUAACAAAAAAUUCGCAGAGAUGGGGGACGCGGCCCUUGACCUAUCCGCUAAACCAAGUGUGUGUUCCCCUCCCGAGAGAGUAAGUCCCCUACCUGUCAAACCCUGUGUACGAAAUACCAGUACCUGUGAAUCAGGACGCUCAUCUUCAUCUUCCGUCCAUUCAUUGUCAAACGAUUUGGACCAUGACAUUUCUCAAGAGGAACAUAGGAGACGAUCUCCCGGAGAAUACUCAAAUCAUAGUUCACCAAAUAACAUUGUCGGCGAUAAAAGCAACAGUUCAGAUAAAUCUGAUGCUGCAUUCACACCAUCCCGACCCUUCAAAAUGUACCCUAUGGAUCAAUUUUCUGCUUACAAUGGAACAGGAAGUACCCCAACAUCACCGCUCUCCCCUAUGACGGGCUCGUUCGGCAUGACAAGCAUGUUCGAUAGUCCUGCAGCAUACCCUACUUUCCCUCUUACGCCUCUUACAUCUCAUCUUAUGCAGCGAAAACGACGAGCGGAAAAUAGAAAUGAAACGUGCAUUGAUAAAAAGACAAAAACUGUACCAGAAGACAAGAAAGACGAAGCUUACUGGGAACGAAGGCGGAAAAACAACGAAGCAGCAAAGAGAUCAAGAGACUCGAGAAGGUGUAAGGAGGAGGAGAUAGCAAUGCGGGCAGCCUUCCUGGAACAGGAAAAUCUUAAACUCAGAGCACAAGUGACAAUUCUUAAAAAUGAGACUGCUAAACUGCACUACAUGUUGUAUAAUAGACUAUGAUGCUGUCUCGGAAGUAUGGCUAGGAAUGGUGCGAAUAUGUUUUAUCGAAAGUGCUGCAAUAAAAAUCGGUGUGUAGAGUGAUGAGGAAUUCUAAUCAUGAAGUGUAUCGUUUUUCAUUUAUUCAUUUUUAUAUAUGAUUGGAUUGGUUGGCUGAUAAAAGGACAUGUUAAGGAAUUCAUUUUAUUGAAAUGUGAAUUGUUCCAAACACUGAGGAAUCUCGAUAUGGACAUAGACUUGAGUAUACUUAUGUAACAUGUGGCGGACGUUUAAGAUGCCACGCAGACUUUAAAAGUUAUACUCGUACAGGUGUAAAUGGUAUCAUACCUUUUGGAGAGGCGUUCAUGAUCUCAUGAAGGACAAUCAACAUUCAACUUAAUCAUUUUAGUUCUCGAUGUCAUAUUUAUCCAUUUGUCAAGGAAUAAUUACGGUAACGAGGGCUAGCCGUGAUCAAAUAAUAAAUUAUUGAAAUGAUGUAAUAUUUUUCGGCAAAAGAAACAAUUUGGGAUAGUUAAGUAAACUGUUGUUAUUGUUGUUCAGGAAUUGUAAAAUAUGAAAUAUGCUUAAUUGUUUACAAGAAAAAGCAUGAGACACAAACUGAAGAAUGGGUCCUAGUGCAAAUUUACAUUACAUUUACGAACAAAUUAUCAACAAAAUCAAUCUUUACAUUUACCAUAGCAUAAUUUAGACAUGUAAGUUAUAAAUGUGUUUGUUUAUUUGAAUGUUUCAGUUUAUAUAUCUAUAUAUAUAUAUCGUUCAUUUGAUAUUGUAGUGCUAUUUAAAUAUUUGUAGAACAUGCUGACUAUUAAGUGAGUUUCAAUUAUCACAUAUGCAUGUGUCAACAUAUUAUUUAGAAUAUUUUUCAUUUUACUUUGAUACAAAUUAAUCCUUUGCAUAAUUUGUAUUUUUUGUUUAUGCGGUUAGAAAGAAUAUUGUACUAAAAUGUUUAUAGAUAUGUUAAAAACAAACUGGAUUUUACGACAUUUAAAUAAAAUAAAACCUAAUCAGUAUUAUUUGGAAAUACAAAAUUAUUACGAUUAUAAACAAUACAAAAUCGAAUUCACUUCAUGAGAAAAUAUUUCCGUUAUGCAUAUUAAUCGUAGAAUUAUAAGAUUUAAAAGUUUAAAACAUGGUCAUAAAUUGACAUAUCAUUUCUUAAUGUGAAUAGUAAUUCAAUUAACGAUGAGUAUGCAUAGGAAAUGUUUUCAAAGUAAGUACCAAAACGAAUAAGUAUCGACAAAAUAUGUUUCUUUGUAAAAGAUGUGAAAGAAAAACAUCAUAGUUCUAUAUAUGAAAUAUAAAAGUGCUUUAAUUUGACCAAAUAUAUCAUAUUUAAACCAAAUACAUGUUUUUUCUGAAAUCGAUAACCUGUUUUGGAUGACUUGGAAUAAAUUCUCAACAUUAUCUAACACGUGCAAAUUUAUGCACGUGAUUGAUCUGAAUGAUAUUUGUGCUAGAGAGUGUGGAUUAUAAACUUGUGAACAAAGUCUGGUGCAAAGUCUUGUUCUCGAUGUGGAAACACACAUAUAUAUAUCAUUCGUAUUGUUAAAAUUUUGUAAGAACAAAAUAAACAGUUAAUGUGAAAAUC